Brienomyrus brachyistius is the source of this 4051-nucleotide messenger RNA. RefSeq names its product contactin 3a, tandem duplicate 1 (gene cntn3a.1). The record is from RefSeq and is a predicted model, not a curated record. NCBI's taxonomy places the organism in Eukaryota, Metazoa, Chordata, Actinopteri, Osteoglossiformes, Mormyridae. The transcript is spliced from 23 exons. Bases 594 to 3686 code for a protein of 1030 amino acids. Gene Ontology annotation, molecular function: protein binding. Gene Ontology annotation, biological process: cell-cell adhesion.
AAGUGAAGACAUUGCUCCCCUUCGCCAGUUUGUAGUAGCCUAUAUCCCACUUGAAGCAGAAUGAAUACUUUAUAAUCCACAGCCGGUUUAGCAGCACCAGAAGCGCUUGCUCACGUUUCGCGUUAGGCGACAUGUAAUUGCUCCAGUCGAGAAAAGAGGUUACCUCAGUUUUUUUUUUUUAAUUUUCUAUACAUAUUUAUUAUUAUUAUUUUGGAAAAAUCUGACGCUUCCUCGCUAGAGACUUCUUUAGUGAGGCUGCUGUCCCCCGGAUUGCUUCUGUAUUUUCCGGCGCUUCCUCCCAGCCGCCGCGCUCACUGACAUAUUCAAGCUGUCGCUUACGGACACGCGUUUCUCUUUCUCUUAAGUCACUAUCUGCCCUGUUAUUCUUGCUAUACGUUGUUGCUACCUGAAGAAAGUGGAGUGAAAACAUUGUACUGAAACACACUAGAAGGGAUACUAGAAAAGGACUAAGAACUUGAAUACAGGGGUAUAGCCUGGAAAACAAACUACGCCUCAGACGAAAGGGUUUAAGGACGUGCAAACAGGAUUUCAUAGUCUCCUGAUUGGAUGUGAGACCACUUUGAACACAGACAAUGAAGAUGAUGUUGCUAUGGAAACUACUGGUGCUGCAGCCACUCAUGGGGUACCUUGUUGAGAGCAGCCUCCUGCGAGGACCAUCUUUCACCAAGCAGCCGGGCAGCAUCGUGUUCCCCUUGCGCUCCAUGGAGUCCAGCCAAGAGGUGGUGUUCAGCUGUGAGGCCCAGGGUAGCCCACCUCCCACCUACAGAUGGAAGCUGAAUGGCACCAGCAUUGUCUCCACAGCAGGCUCCCGCUACAGUUUCUAUAGCGGCAACCUGAAAAUCAGCAACCUGCUUAAAGAGGAGGAUGUGGGAACAUACCAGUGUCUAGCUUCCAACUCAUUUGGGACCAUCGUCAGCAGAGAAGCUAAGCUGUCCAUUGCCUACUUGGAAAACUUCAAGACACAGAGGCGGAGCUCAGUGUUGGUGCGCGAGGGACAAGGGGUAGUGCUGCUCUGUGGCCCCCCGGCACAUUCGGGAGAGCUGGCCUUCUCCUGGAUCUUUAAUGAAUACCCAUCGUUUGUGAGACAAGACAGCCGGCGGUUUGUCUCCCAGGACACAGGGAAUCUGUACAUUGCCAAGGUGGAGCGCUCAGACGUGGGCAACUACACAUGCGUAGUGACCAACACAGUGACGAAGACGAGCGUACAGGGCCCUCCGACACCGUUGGUCCUGCGAAUUGACGGUGUCAUGGGGGAGUAUGAGCCAAAGAUUGAGGUUCAGUUUCCAGAGAUUAUCCCAGCGGCCAAAGGUUCAACGGUCAAACUGGAGUGUUUUGCCUUGGGAAACCCUGUGCCCAUAAUUAGCUGGAGACGCGUCGACGGGAUUCCCUUUCCCCGGAAGGUGGAUGUGUCCAAGGCCAGUGGUGUACUGGAGAUCCCAUACUUCCAACAGGAGGAUGCCGGCACAUAUGAGUGCAUGGCGGAGAACUCCAGGGGGAAGAACGGUGUGCGGGGAAAGCUGGCCUUCUACGCCUCCCCUCACCUGGUGGAGAAGCCAGCAGACAUGCAGAAACCCAUCGGUGACGUGCUGGUGUGGGAAUGCAAGGCCACCGGGAAACCUAAGCCGUCCUACACUUGGCUGAAGAAUGGAGAACCGUUAGAGCCUCUGGAGGACAGAGUGCAGGUUGUUAAUGGCGUGCUCACCAUCAGCAGCUUGACCUUGUCGGACGCGGGAAUGUACCAGUGCGUGGCGGGGAACAAGCAUGGAGAGCUGUACACCAACGCCGAGCUGCGGGUGAUCGCUAUUGCCCCGGACUUCUCCCAGAAUCCACUGGCAAGCGUCACUCUGGGGCGGGAGGGGGGGCACGUGGAAAUUGAAUGUCGACCCCGAAUGUCACCACGUGGAGUGAUCUCCUGGCGGAAGGGCAAGGAGGCACUGCGUGAGGGCCACAGAGUGUCUGUGCUGGAGAGCGGCAGUCUUUGGAUCUCCAAUGUGACCAAGUCAGAUGCAGGCUUGUACACAUGUGUCGCCAGGAACCAGUUUGGAGUGGCUAGUCGUGCUGGAACCCUGCUGGUUAAAGAGCCAACAAUCAUCCUGACACCGCCAACAAAUCUGGAUGUCACAGUGGGCGAGAGCGUCGUCCUGCCUUGUCAGGUGUCCCACGAUGCCUCCCUGGACCUGAAGUUCUCCUGGUUCUUCGGCCAGCAGCCUCUGCAUUUUGGCUCCCACGGCGGCUACUUUGAGAAAGUGGGCGGCCAGCACUCAGCAGGUGACAUCAUGAUCAGAAACAUUCAGCUGAAGCAUGCUGGGAAAUACACUUGCGUAGUGCAGACUGAAGUGGACAGCGUCUCCGUUUCAACCAGUGUGGAAGUCAGAGGUCCUCCCGGCCCCCCUGUUGACCUCACUGUGGAGGAUAUUGGUGACACUACGGUAGCUCUCUCCUGGAGGCCUGGUCUGGACAACCAGAGUCCCAUCACUACCUACACGAUCCAAGCCAGGAGCCCCUUCUCCCUUGGCUGGCAGGCCGUUACCACAGUUCCCGAGGAGCUGGGGGGGCAACAACUGAUGACCACGGUGACAGAACUGAACCCAUGGGUGGAAUAUGAGUUCCGUGUCCUGGCAACCAAUGGCGUGGGCACCGGGGAGCCCAGCAAGCCUUCAAAACAAGCGCGCACCAAAGAUGCAUUGCCUAAGGUCACACCUGCCAAUGUAAGUGGAGGGGGAGGGAGUCGCUCGGAGCUGGUCAUCACCUGGGAGCCUGUCCCAGAGGAGCUGCAGGCAGGGCCUGGAUUCGGCUAUGUUGUGGCGUUCCGGCCAAAUGGUGCCACCGGAUGGAUGCAGGCAGCCGUCCCCUCAGCGGAUACCUCCCGUUACACCUUCAAGAAUGAGAGCGUCUUACCAUUCACGCCAUACCAAGUGAAAGUGGGUGUUUACAACAACAAGGGAGAGGGGCCUUUUGGGCCUGUCACCACAAUCUACUCUGCGGAAGAAGAGCCUAACCGAGCUCCCUCCAGGAUUCGGGCCAGGAGCCUUUCUGCAUCCGAGAUCGAGGUCACGUGGAAGCCCUUGUCAUGGCAGACUAGAAGGAGAGUCCUAGGAUAUGAGUUGAGGUACUGGGGGAAGACAGAGAGAGAGGAAACGGCCAGUGUGACGAGGACCAUGGGAAACAGAACAUCAGCAGUGCUGAGUGGGCUGCAGGCGAGCAGCACCUACUUCGUUGCUGUGAGAGCGUACAACACAGCAGGCCUUGGGCCUGGUAGCUCAGUGGUCAAUAUUACCACCAAGAAACCUCCACCAAGUCAGCCCCCUAUGAAAGUCAUGUGGAAGAUGUCGGAUUCAAAGAUCAUCCUAAAAUGGGACCAGGUGAAAGCGCUGGAGAAUGAAUCAGAAGUGACUAGUUACAGAGUUAGAUACAAGCAGAGCAGACACAGCUGGACCAGCAUGGUGGAGACCAACACUACCUCACUUGAGUUGGCGCUGCCCAUUGACGAAGAGUACGUCAUUCAGAUAACACCCGUUAGCGACGGGGGCGAGGGAAACAGCAGCAAGGAGAUUACCAUCCCCAGCAUAUCAGGUCCAUAUGCUAUCAGCUCAACAUCCAAGAUAUCUAAAUGGUCAGCGCUCAGCACAAUAGCUCUGUCCGUUACAGCCAGGACGACAUUAUGACAAACAGCUCCGUGAAGUUUUUGCAUUCAGUGAAGGCAAUGCUUCAGAGGCUGAGGCUUAGACAGCACGUACCAGGGCUCACAGACGGCUUUACUACCGGCCAGUGCUUCAAGACGAACUGAAGAUGGUCCCCAACAAAGGGGAAAUCUGCAAGUCUUUUUCCAUGAUAAGUGGGAAAAUGCAGGCUUGAGACUGUUGUUCCUGCUGUUGAUUUCACCAGACAGAAAAAAAACAAAAGAAGGAGGCUUUACAUGCGCUCAUCGAAUGACCCCCCUGUAGAUGUUUGUAUUUGCCAGUGGGUGCAACUGGCAGCUUCAUUCCAGAAUGGAAAUGAGGGUACUGGAAUUAAAUGUGUAAUCCAAGAA